Notodromas monacha is the source of this 2875-nucleotide messenger RNA. The record is from the annotation of a GenBank genome assembly. Lineage: Eukaryota; Metazoa; Arthropoda; Ostracoda; Podocopida; Cyprididae.
UUCUUUUUUUUUUGUCAAACAGGUACUUCGGUUGGAGAUUUUUUUGAAUCGGAAUCGAGGUGUGUGUUUAUUGCGAGUGUUGCAGAAAAAAAAGGAGUCAGGUGAAAUAAUUGAGCCACAAACGGGUUGAGAGGAGUUGAACAGGAAGCGAGUUUUUUUGGGGCGGAAGUAUGUCCGCCAACCGAGAGGAAACAAAUUGCCAUCAGAACCCGUCAUUCGUGCAAGAUGAAGUUCCAUCAUACCAAUCGACCGCAGGGCUCGAUGAGAAACCGAGUAAAAAUCCUCAAUGGUCGACACCCACCGCGGAGAAUGGGACAGAGCCAGUUGGGUCAAGUGCCGACCUAGAGGGCGGCGAUGGUCCCAAGCGAGAGCAAUGGAGCAACCAGACCGAGUUCCUUUUGUCGUGCAUAGCCAUGAGUGUGGGCCUGGGCAACAUUUGGCGGUUCCCGUUCACGGCCUACGAAAACGGCGGCGGCGCCUUUCUCAUCCCCUACCUCAUAGUGCUGUUCCUCAUCGGAAAGCCGCUCUAUUUCCUCGAGCUCGCCAUGGGACAGUUUUCCAGCUUCGGCAGCGUCAAAGUCUGGGCUGCUGUGCCAGCUGUUCGAGGAGUUGGCUAUGGACAAAUGCUAGGGUCUGCCAGCACAGUCAGCUAUUACUGCAACCUGAUGGGCAUUUGCUUGCUGUACCUGUUCUACAGUUUCCGCAAAACACUUCCUUGGACAGUUUGCGACGAAUCCUGGGAACAGGAGUGUUUUUCUGCCUCCUCCAUCAAUGCUUCAACUUUGGACGGGUCUUCUUCAGCAGAACUAUUUUACAGCCAGGAGAUCCUGCAAAUUUACCCGGAAGACGUUGGGAUUGACAACGGAGUCGGAACACCGGAAUGGAGAUUGACCCUGUGUUUGUUUCUCUCUUGGAUUAUGAUUGUGUUUACACUCAUUCGAGGAGUGCAAAGCUCAGGAAAGGUUGCUUAUUUCACUGCGCUGUUCCCGUACGUCGUUCUGUUUACUCUGCUCAUUCGUGGAGUUACUUUGCCCGGUGCUGGGAAAGGAAUCCUUUUCUUUAUCACGCCUAAGUUCGAGAAAUUGUUGGACCCCUCGGUGUGGUUUGCUGCUGUGUCCCAGUCGUUUUUCUCGCUUUCCGUGGGUUUCGGGUCCAUCAUCAUGUAUUCGUCUUACAAUCCAUUCCACCACAAUGUUUACAGAGAUUCCCUGAUCAUCAGUUUUAUGGACACGUUCACCAGUAUCCUCGCCGGGCUUUCGAUUUUUGCAAUCAUCGGUAAUUUGGCUCACGAAAGUGGUGGACAAGUGGAAGACGUUGUCAAAGGCGGAGCUGGUUUGGCUUUUAUCUCGUACCCAGAGGCCAUCGCAAAAUUUGACGCCGUUCCCCAGUUGUUUGCGGUCAUCUUUUUCUUGAUGCUUUUCACGCUGGGACUGGGAAGUGCAACAGCUUUGAUCGGCAGCAUCAUCACCAUCGUUCACGACCAAUUCCCGCAAUGGAGUCGCCGGAACAUCACGAUCGUUGUGUGCAUCUUGGGCUUCCUUGCCGGCAUUGUUUACACAACGCCUGGAGGUCAAUACGUGCAAGCGAUAGUUGAUCAUUUCGGAGCGAGCUUCCUGAUUUACAUCCUGGCAACCGUGGAAAUUUUCGCUAUUGCCUGGAUUUAUGGAAUCGGCAACUUCUGUACUGAUAUGGAAUUCAUGAUGGGAAGAUAUCCUGGGAUUUAUCUGCGAACAUGCUGGUACCUCCUAACACCUGGAUUGCUUUCGGUCAUCCUCAUCUAUUCUUUGAUAAAAUUCAAUAACCCGUCCGUCGGAAAGUAUGAAUUCCAAAGUGGAAUACUGGCUGUCGGUUGGUUGCUGUCCUCCGUUGGAAUUGUAGUUGUUCCUGUGCUGAUGGGUGUACUAUAUUACAGGAAGAUGAAAGAAGGAGUUUCAAAUCCUGUGAUGUCGAUGUUCAAGUACACUGACAAGUGGGGGCCGAAGGACCCAGUGGUGCGCAAAGAAUGGCUGGCAUUCAGGGAGAAAAACGCGCACCGGGAGCGAUAUUGGUUCGGAUUCAUCCCCGCAUUUCCUAUGGAAUGAGGCAUUUUUUGUACCGACUUCCGACAGCGGAAUAAUUAGGCUUUUUUAUAGAAAAACAAACUUAUACACAAAGUCGAAUGUCCCGCCGGAAAAAAAAGAUGUUAUUGUUGUUGCUGCGCCAUUUUCAUAUACAACGGCGUUGUCAAGCAGCUUGAGAGCUUUCCCGCUGCAAAAAAAAAAGAAAAAAUAUUUUUGCUAGCGAAAUCAAUGAAUGAGCAUAAAACUGGAUGAUGGCGUUGUGUUUCUUUUGUAUGAAGUCUAUACAAAAUAUUUUCGGGAAAGAUGAAAAAUUAGAAGGAGAAACACAGAAAAAGUUUCAUGACGAUGUAAAAAAAAAAGAUUUUUGAAUAUAAGCGGCUUAUAUUCUUUACGAAAAAAAAAAUUAUCACAUGAGUGAAAGAACGGUGCGCCGGAUGUGAUGAUGUGCAGGUUGUGGAAAUGCUGUGCAUUUCUGUAUUUUUUUCUAUAUACUGAUGUAUAGUACUGUAUAACAUAGUUGACUGAAGGCGAGUUUUUGGAUUUCUCACUCUCGAAAUGAUGCUCGAAAUCGAUACGUUGAAGCAGUAUUUUUUUCUGUGCGUCUUUCCUUCUGGAAGCGAUCCUCCAAUUUUUGAAAGAAAAAAAAAGAAAAUAAUUUCACUUAUGAUUCUAAGUCUUUCCCCCGUACAUAUGUAUCGCGCAAUCGUACCUGCUGUUAUUGUUAUACAUGAGCAUUUUUGGAAGACGCGUGAAAUUGCAAAUUAUGAUGUGACAUUUUUAGGAGCAAAUACAUUCAUUUUUAAUUCUCGGGAAAA